Molecule: messenger RNA, 1420 nt
Organism: Arachis duranensis
Lineage: Eukaryota; Viridiplantae; Streptophyta; Magnoliopsida; Fabales; Fabaceae
Product: F-box protein CPR1-like
Exons: 2
Coding region: 31-1221 (396 amino acids)
Molecular function (GO): protein binding
Source: RefSeq, a predicted model, not a curated record
UAGAAGAACAAAGCCAAAGAGGCGUCGAGCAUGGAGAAGAAGCAGAAAAGCAUUCACGACAUCCUCCCUCAUGACCUGAUUCACACAAUCUUUCUGAGAGUGCCGGCCAAACAUCUCGUUCGCCUCAGGUGUGUUUCGAAGCUCUGGUAUUCUCUUAUUUUCGAUCCACACUUUGCGGAAUUGCAUUUUCAGUACUCUCCCGCAGCCACCAACGCAUUCAUCUUCCCAAUAAACUACACUGAGUCUUACUGGGCACUAUUUAUUGACGACAAUGAUACUUCACGCAUAAAAGUGGUGUAUCCCCCUUUCAAGAAUAAAAACUUAGUUUGUGAUUUUAAGGUCCUGGGAUCUUGCAGAGGCUAUGUUCUCUUACAUGGAAACCUAAAUUUUCUUGUGGUAUGGAACCCACUGACUGGAUCCAAUAAAAGACUAUCCUACUCUCAUAUUGUUUCUCGUCGUAAGCACAAGGGCGUUAGCCUUCCCAAGAAGUUCCAUCUCUAUGGAUUUGGUUAUGAUGUUUCACAGGAUGACUACUUAGUUGUUUUAGCUUGGCAGGAUAAGGAUGACCAUUAUCACUUUGAUUGCUUUUCCUUGAGAACCAAUUCAUGGAUUAAUCUUGAUGCUGCACUCCCCAAAUCAUCGGGUCUUAUGGAGUGGCAACCUCAUGGAUUGCUCUUGAAUGGUGCUAUUCAUUGGCUGCCUUUGUCUCUUAAAGCUUACAGGGAUGCUAUUCUUAUCUUUGAUCUGAAGGAGAGGACUUUCUCAAUGAUAUCUGCCCCGGAACAACCUGUAAUGAGUGAAUGCUCCUAUUCAAGACUCGCCUUACUAGGAGGCUGCCUAGCCUUGUAUUAUCACAAUAAGUAUUAUCUCAAUAAUGAUAGUUACUGCUGGAACACUCACAUAUGGGUGAUGAAAGAAUAUAAAGUGCAUUCAUCUUGGACUCUCUAUCAGAUUCCUUGUGAAAACUUCCAGCCUUUGUGCUUAUCCAGUAAUGGUGAUAUUAUUGGAACAGCUUCUAUUUUCUCUCGUAAAGUAGGGACCUUCAUAUAUAAUGUCAGAGGAGACCUCCUCGAGCAUAUUAAAAAACUUCCUUGUCAGUUUCCCUUCCGUGAAACCGUUACUGUAUAUACAGAGAGUCUCUUGCCACUCCCUACUGACAUUAAGGAUAAGGAUAAUCGGCCAUCAGAAUCAGAAAGAUGUCAAACAAGGAAAGAGAAUUAGAACAGAAUGACUGCACGACAAAGACACUUAAUUCUGUUGUAAAUAAAGUGUAGGAUUGACAAAUUGAGCUGGAAGAAGCUUCUAGAGAAUUUUAUUUUAUUUUGGCUUUGCUUUAAAUUAUGAUUUCCCUUCCAACUAUGAAUGUGAAAAACUGGAACAUUUGAAAGUGCAAAUAUAUAUAUAGCUUCCUCUAGUUGAA